This is a messenger RNA of Vespula vulgaris, 1627 nucleotides long. Its product is annotated as mitochondrial tRNA-specific 2-thiouridylase 1. The transcript is spliced from 8 exons. Gene Ontology annotation, biological process: tRNA wobble position uridine thiolation. Gene Ontology annotation, cellular component: mitochondrion. Gene Ontology annotation, molecular function: sulfurtransferase activity. Bases 312 to 1424 code for a protein of 370 amino acids. Lineage: Eukaryota; Metazoa; Arthropoda; Insecta; Hymenoptera; Vespidae. The record is from RefSeq and is a predicted model, not a curated record.
UUUGUCCAUAAACAUUGACAAAGUGGCACCUAGCGGAUAUAUGCACCGCUUGGUACCACAUGGCACCGAUAUUAACGUUACGUUCACACCGUUAAAUUCUAACCUCUAAUUUGCUUAGACUCGAUUACGAACGAUUAGAGGAAGUAGAUUAAUAUGAGACAUAGGAGUAUAAACAAGAGUACUUCACUAAAGCAAUAUUUAAUGAAACUAUAAUAAAAAGUUUAUUGGAUACAUAUUACAUAUAUAUUUAUCUGUAUAUAUGAUAUAUAUAUAUAUAUAUAUAUAUAUAUAUAUAUAUAUAUUUAUAAAAAAUGUUCAAAAAUAUUGUUGUGGGUAUAUCUGGUGGAGUAGAUAGCGCCGUGACAGCAUUGUUACUUAAAAAGAAAGGAUUCAAUGUUACGGGUGUUUUUAUGAAAAAUUGGGAUAUAUUAAACGAAAAAGGAGUAUGUCUUGUUGAAAAAGAUUAUAAAGAUGCCAAAAAAGUUUGUGAAAAACUUGAUAUUCCAUUAUUUCAAGUGAAUUUUGUCAAGGAAUAUUGGAAUGAUGUUUUUAGCACUCUUUUGGAGAAAUAUCAAUCUGGUUAUACACCAAACCCUGAUAUUUUAUGUAAUAAAAAUAUCAAAUUUGAUAAUUUUAUUCAUCUUGCACAAACUAAAUUUCAUGCAGAUGCAGUAGCAACUGGACAUUAUGUAAGAACUAAUUUUGGAUCCUAUCUUGAAAAUUUUAAACCAUAUACUGAUGUGUUUAUGUUACAAGCAUUAGAUGCUAAUAAAGAUCAAACCUUCUUUCUAUGUCAAGUGUCACAACAGUCGUUAAGGCAUUGUAUGUUUCCACUUGGAGAAUAUUUAAAAAGUGAUGUAAAAAAUAUUGCUAGAGAAGCAGGAUUAACUGAAAUAGCAGAGAAAAAGGAGAGUAUGGGUAUAUGUUUUGUUGGAAAGCGCGAAUUUCAACAUUUUAUCUCCGAGUAUAUAGAAAAUAAAGAUGGCGAUUUUGUUAAUUUUGACAAUGGUAAAGUAAUUGGAAAGCAUCAAGGUAUUCAUCAAUGGACCAUUGGUCAGAGAUGUAAAAUUCCUGGAUUGGACGAUGCAUAUUUUGUAUUUCAAAAAGAUCUUCAAACAAAUGUUAUAAUUGUAGUAAAAGGAACAAAUCAUCCAGCUUUAUACUCGGAUCUUGUAGUUGUUCAAAAUCCACAUUGGAUUGUAAAUGAACCACUAGAACUAACAGAUAGUGAACGUAUUUUAAUUUGUGAUUUUCGUUUUCAACAUAGAAAACCACUCAUUAGUUGCAAAGUAUUUAAAACAUUAAAUAAUCAGUUGAUUAUUCAACUUUCCCAACCUUUAAGAGCUAUUACAAAAGGACAAUAUAAAUUGUUAUUAUUAUGUUUAGUAUGCUGUUCUAUACUCUGGUCAAAUAUGUUUGGGUAGUGCUGAAAUUAUAUAUCCUGGUCCAUCAUAUUUGGCACUUGGUAAAAAUAUGAAUACAUUAGAAAAAAAUCUAACAGAACUAGUACAUAGUAAAGUGAAUGCUUACAUUUCUAGCAGUAAUUGUUAAUAUUAGAAUAAUAUCAUUUAUGUAUAAUAACAAUAUUUGUUAAAUAAAUGGAAAUAUACUUGAUAAUUUUAAAUAA